Molecule: messenger RNA, 1698 nt
Organism: Naumovozyma castellii
Lineage: Eukaryota; Fungi; Ascomycota; Saccharomycetes; Saccharomycetales; Saccharomycetaceae
Product: alpha-keto acid decarboxylase family protein
Exons: 1
Coding region: 1-1698 (565 amino acids)
Source: RefSeq, a predicted model, not a curated record
AUGUCUACCAUUUCUUUAGGACGUUACUUAUUCGAAAGAUUACACCAGGUCAGUGUCGAUACCAUUUUCGGUUUACCAGGUGAUUUCAACUUGACCUUAUUGGACAAGAUCUAUGAAGUCCCAGGUAUGAGAUGGGCUGGUAAUGCCAAUGAAUUGAAUGCCGCCUAUGCUGCUGAUGGUUAUGCUCGUGUUAAGGGUAUGGCCUGUCUAUUAACCACUUUCGGUGUUGGUGAAUUAUCUGCCUUGAACGGUAUUGCUGGUUCCUACGCUGAACAUGUUGGUGUCCUACACGUCGUCGGUGUUCCUUCUACUUCUUCCCAGGCUAAGAAUUUGUUAUUACAUCAUACUUUAGGUAACGGUGAUUUCACAGUCUUCCACAGAAUGUCCUCUAACAUCUCCGAAACUACUUCCAUUGUCACUGAUGUUGCCCAAGCUCCAGCUGAAAUCGAUAGAUGUAUUAGAGAAACUUAUAUCAAGCAAAGACCAGUUUAUUUGGGUAUCCCAGCCAAUUUCUUUGAUUUACCAAUUUCUGCCAAGCUAUUAAACACUCCAAUUGAUUUAUCCUUACAUGAAAAUGAUGAAGAAGCUGAAACUGAAGCCAUAGACUUGGUAUUAGGUCUGGUUAAGGAUGCAGUUAACCCAAUUAUUUUAGUUGACGCAUGUGCUUCCAGACAUGACGUCAAGGAGGAAACCAAGAAAUUGAUUGAUAUAACUCAAUAUCCAACUUUCGUCACUCCAAUGGGUAAGGGUGCUAUUAAUGAACAACAUCCAAGAUAUGGUGGUGUCUACGUCGGUAAUUUGACUGAUCCUGCCAUUAAGGAAGCUGUGGAAUCGGCUGAUUUGAUUUUAUCUGUAGGUGCCUUGUUAUCUGAUUUCAACACUGGUUCAUUCUCUUACGGCUUGAAGACCAAGAACGUUGUUGAGUUCCACUCAGAUUACGUUAAAAUUAGAAAUGCCUCCUUCCCUGGUGUUCAAAUGAAGUUUGUUUUACAAAAAUUGAACCGUCAAUUGCCACCAUACACUAAGAACUACAAGCCAGUUCCAGUUCCAACCAAGACUGCUUCAAAUAAGAACGUCGCUGCUUCAACUCCAAUGAAGCAAGAAUGGAUGUGGAAUCAACUAGCUAAAUUUUUACAAGAAGGUGAUAUUGUCAUCUCUGAAACUGGUACUUCUGGAUUUGGUAUUAACCAAACUUCAUUCCCAAAUAACACAACAGGUAUUUCUCAAGUCUUAUGGGGCUCCAUUGGUUUUGCUACUGGUUGUACUUUAGGUGCAACUAUGGCCGCUGAGGAAAUUGAUCCAAAGAAGAGAGUUAUAUUAUUUACUGGUGACGGUUCUUUGCAAUUAACUGUCCAAGAAAUUUCUACCAUGGUCAGAUGGAACUUGAAGCCAUACUUGUUUGUCUUGAACAAUAACGGUUACACUAUUGAAAAAUUGAUUCAUGGUGAACAUGCAGGUUAUAAUGAAAUUCAACCAUGGAACCAUUUAGAACUAUUCCACGCUUUCGGUGCUAAGGAAGGUACUUUUGAAAACCAUAGGGUCUCCACAACUGGCGAAUGGAAUAAGUUAACUGAGAGCAAACAAUUCCAAGAUAACACCAAGAUUAGAAUGAUUGAAGUUAUGUUACCAGUCAUGGAUGCCCCAACCUCUUUAAUUAAGCAGGCCAAGUUGACUGCUUCCAUCAAUGCUAAGAAUUAA